AUUCACUUCUCUACUCAAAUCCAGCCCCAGCCCCAGCCUCCUACCUAGCUCUGCUUCCCUUGGGCCCAGGGCCAUCUUAGGCCCUGCUGUGAGUCCAGAUGGUCCCUGGGCCAGGUCUUUCCCCCUCCUUGCUGGCUCAGAGCCAGGAGGAAGCAGAAGAAGGCCGGCCUAAGCCUUUUGGUGGCCCCAUUCCUGCCAGCAGCCCCAUCUAGGUCAUCUUGCCAAUGCCAUUGUCCCUGGGCCACCUUGUCUGGGGUUGUUAAUGAGUAGCAGGGACUCACCCUGACAAAUGUUGGUCCUAGGUACUUAGCUCCUGAUUCAUUAAUUUCUGCCAUGAGCACUUUUUGAGCACCUACUCUGUAUCAGUCACUGUUCCAGGUCCUCAGGAUAUAGCUGUGACCUAAACAGACAUCCAUCUAUCCUGGCAGAGCUGAUCUUCUAGUUACGGUGGUGAGGAGACAGUAAAGAAUAAAGAAACCAAUAAGUAGAUGGUGUCAUUUCUGAGGAGAUGAUAAGUGCUGAGGGGACAAUUGACAAGGUGAGGGAGCUCAGGAUGGUUCAGAUUUUAAAUAGGGUUGUUCAUGGUUAUCUAUGAAAAAAAGUGAUAUUUGAGCAGUGGCUUAAAGGUGAGGGAGUGAGCUACUUUGAAAUCUAGUGGAAGAGUAUUCUAAGUACCGGGAACAGCCGCUGCAAAGGCCCUGAGGAGGGACUUAAGUUGCAGAACAGCAGUGAGCAGUGAGGUGAGGCCAGAAGGGUGGUAGUGUGAGUGGGGUAAGACCUUGUGGGCCACAUGAAGGACUGAGACGUUUAUUUGGGGUGAUAAGGGACACAUGGUACAUUCUCAGCUAGACAAAAAAUGUGACCUGGCUUGUAAAAAUCUCGGUGGGACCCUGUGGUCCAAACCUGAUUGAACCUUUCCAGCAACUCUCAGGAUAGCUGGUAUACUUUGAGAUCCCCCUACAACCCCACCCAGUGGUUGGGUCUGGGCAGGAAACCUCUCCCUCUCCCUGCACCCCGCAUCUGGGUAGCCCAGUGGGGUAGUCCACUAGUCACCUUGACAAUGGUUGCUGGGGGAGGAUGGUUGCUGGGGGAGGCGAGAGGGACCCUGUGGCCACGGGGAGCGUUUUGCCUUGGCAGUCGGGGGUGAUGUGGGGCUGGUGCAAGCGGAACAUGCCAUUGUAUGGACAUCCCUGGGGCCAUGUCAGUGGUCUCAGGGUCCUGAGAGAGUCCCCCAUCUCACCAAUGGCUGGGUCCAUCAGAGCCGCUGCACCUGAGAAUGCCUGCUGUAGAGCCCUCUGCUCCCACAGUGAGGCUGCCCCCAAAGGGGCCAACACUUCACCAGUUGUGCCCUUUCCCUCAGCCAGCCACCCAAGCCUUAAUACCCAGGUGGGGUCUUAGGAGCAUGGUCUGCUGGGGCUGGUUGGUGUAGGUGGCAGGCACUGACUGAGGUCUCCAUCCAUGCCAGGUUUCCAGGAAUCCUGUGUGAUUCCAGGGUUCCACAGUGGUUGGGUGGGCACUGCCGCAGGUUCCUGUCAGUGCGCCUCACUGGGUUUUGGGGGACCCAUGAGGGUCAGGCGACUGCUAGGGUGGGACCCAUUCCCAUCCCUACCCCCUGCUCAGGUCGCCAUGGAUCGGAUGAAGAAGAUCAAACGGCAGCUGUCAAUGACACUCCGAGGGGGCCGAGGUAUAGAUAAGACCAAUGGUGCCCCUGAACAGAUAGGCCUGGAUGAGAGUGGCGGGGGCGGCGGCAGUGACCUUGGAGAGGCCCCCACACGUGCUGCCCCUGGGGAACCUCGCUCUGUACGGGGCCCACUCAGCUCUGCACCAGAGAUUGUGCAUGAGGACUUGAAGAUGGGGUCUGAUGGGGAAAGUGACCAGGCUUCAGCCACGUCCUCCGAUGAGGUGCAGUCACCAGUGAGGGUGCGCAUGCGCAACCAUCCCCCACGCAAGAUCUCCACUGAGGACAUCAACAAGCGCCUAUCACUACCAGCCGACAUCCGGCUGCCUGAGGGCUACCUUGAGAAGCUGACCCUCAACAGCCCCAUCUUUGACAAGCCCCUCAGCCGCCGUCUCCGCCGUGUCAGCUUGUCUGAGAUCGGCUUUGGGAAACUGGAGACCUACAUCAAGCUGGACAAGCUGGGAGAGGGUACCUAUGCCACUGUCUACAAAGGCAAAAGCAAGCUCACAGACAACCUUGUGGCACUCAAGGAGAUCAGACUGGAACACGAAGAGGGGGCACCCUGCACCGCCAUCCGGGAAGUGUCCCUGCUCAAGGACCUCAAACACGCCAACAUCGUCACGCUACAUGACAUUAUUCACACGGAGAAGUCCCUCACCCUUGUCUUUGAGUACCUGGACAAGGACCUGAAGCAGUACCUGGAUGACUGUGGGAACAUCAUCAACAUGCACAACGUGAAACUGUUCCUGUUCCAGCUGCUCCGUGGCCUGGCCUACUGCCACCGGCAGAAGGUGCUACACCGAGACCUCAAGCCACAGAACCUACUCAUCAAUGAGCGAGGAGAGCUCAAGCUGGCUGACUUCGGCCUGGCACGGGCCAAGUCAAUUCCAACGAAGACCUACUCCAACGAGGUGGUAACACUGUGGUACCGGCCCCCUGACAUCCUGCUCGGGUCCACGGACUACUCCACUCAGAUUGACAUGUGGGGUGUGGGCUGCAUCUUCUAUGAGAUGGCCACAGGCCGGCCCCUCUUCCCAGGCUCCACAGUGGAGGAGCAGCUGCACUUCAUCUUCCGCAUCUUGGGAACCCCAAAUGAAGAUACAUGGCCAGGCAUCCUGUCCAAUGAAGAGUUCAGGACAUACAACUACCCCAAGUACCGAGCCGAGGCCCUUUUGAGCCAUGCACCCCGAGUUGACAGCGACGGGGCUGACCUCCUCACCAAGCUGCUGCAGUUUGAAGGUCGCAAUCGGAUCUCCGCAGAGGAUGCCAUGAAACAUCCAUUCUUCCUCAGUUUGGGGGAUCGGAUCCACAAACUUCCUGACACUACUUCCAUAUUUGCACUAAAGGAGAUCCAGCUACAAAAGGAGGCCAGCAUUCGAUCUUCGUCAAUGCCUGACUCAGUUGCUGGUGGACAGCGUGGCCGUGCCAGCCUCCCACACUGAGGCCAGGCCUAGACCCCUCCCCAUCAUACCCUCCCCCAGGACCACUACCCCAUGGCCAACCAGGGGUCUGGAGCUAGCCCAGGCUGGGGAUCUCGACUCAGACAAGACAUGGUGAUGCCUUGGGUCUGAGGCUCCCCUUCCUGCUUUCCUGCCUCAUGUUGUGUGGGCCUUGUUUGUUUGUUUCAUUCAUUGUUGUUUUUUUAAUUAUUUUAAAUGAGGUUUUCAUUUUUUAAAUGCAAUAUCUCUGUAUACAGACUGCUGGGCCCCACUCAGUGUGUGUGGCCCUCCCACAGUAUUUUGUGCAAUGAAGCCCUGCUCCCAGCCUUUUCAUGGCAGGGACAUAGCCCCUAUUCAAAACCCUAAUCAUCACCAGACCCUGGGGUCAGCUAAGGGAAAGCAUGCCUUGACAACUCGCCUUCCAACCCCCACCUGCCAUCCCCAGCCACAGGGGGACUUGGGGACUACUGGAGACUCUCUGGGAGAUGGAUGAGGUGGGGGGCCCCCACUCUUUCCCUCCUGCAGUCCCAUAGCUGGGGCUUCCUUCUCAGGGUCUCCCUAGCCCAGCCCUCCUGCCCCCAUCCCGCACGGUGCUGUUGAGUAGGGGCCCUGCCAGGAACUGACCAACUCAGCGAUGGAGCCAUAGUGUGUAUAUGCGCACAAGCAGGGACAGAGGGGCGCAUGGGAGGUUGUGCCCAGGCAUUACCCCCUAACCUUGGGGGAAAGUGAGACAGGGCAGGGACAGUCUCUGGGGUCAAUCCCCAGAUGGGUGGUUACCUUCCCUUCCUCCACUCUAAACCCUGGGGCCCUCAAAUGGGGUGGGAGGGCAGGGGCAGGGGCCCUCCUAGGGGAGUUGGGAGGGGUGGGUUCCUGAAUGCACCGUAAUCGCUGUAUGAAAUAUUAAAAAGUCUAAAGUGAAAAA
This is a messenger RNA of Bubalus bubalis (water buffalo), 4039 nucleotides long. It is a transcript of the gene CDK16, whose product is annotated as cyclin dependent kinase 16. Gene Ontology annotation, molecular function: ATP binding; protein kinase activity. The record is from RefSeq and is a predicted model, not a curated record. Gene Ontology annotation, cellular component: nucleus; synaptic vesicle; cytoplasm. NCBI's taxonomy places the organism in Eukaryota, Metazoa, Chordata, Mammalia, Artiodactyla, Bovidae. The transcript has 15 exons. Gene Ontology annotation, biological process: protein phosphorylation; neuron projection development; exocytosis. Bases 1459 to 3120 code for a protein of 553 amino acids.